AUGUCUGGUAGAGGAAAAGGUGGAAAAGGUCUAGGAAAAUCCGGUGCUAAGCGUCACAGAAAGAUUCUUAGAGACAACAUUCAAGGUAUCACAAAGCCAGCUAUCAGAAGAUUGGCCAGAAGAGGUGGUGUUAAGCGUAUUUCCGCUUUGAUCUACGAAGAAGUCAGAGCUGUGCUGAAGACUUUCUUAGAGAACGUCAUUAGAGAUGCUGUUACUUACACUGAGCAUGCCAAGAGAAAGACUGUUACUUCUCUGGAUGUCGUCUACGCUUUGAAAAGACAAGGACGUACCUUGUAUGGUUUCGGAGGUUAG
Molecule: messenger RNA, 312 nt
Organism: Komagataella phaffii GS115
Lineage: Eukaryota; Fungi; Ascomycota; Pichiomycetes; Pichiales; Pichiaceae
Product: One of two identical histone H4 proteins (see also HHF2)
Exons: 1
Coding region: 1-312 (103 amino acids)
Biological process (GO): nucleosome assembly
Cellular component (GO): nucleosome
Molecular function (GO): structural constituent of chromatin; protein heterodimerization activity; DNA binding
Source: RefSeq, a predicted model, not a curated record